AUGAAGACGUCGCUGGCGCGAUCGGUCUCGGCAGCAUUGGCGUGGAUCCUCUUGCCCAGCUCCAAAUCCCUGGCGCUGCUACACGCCUUGAGAGCGGUGAGAAGCAGGGGUAUGGUGAUGAUCGAGCUCGACGAUUCUUUGAUGCUGCAGCGAUGCGCUGCCGCUGUAGAUCGCGGGAAGCAUCGACAGAGCAUUGAUCGCAAGAAAUUUAGGGUUCUUGGGCCGCAUUUUAGGGUUCUUGGCGAGGAGGAUGAAUGGCGUAUUUCGGAGACUUCGUCGCGCGUCACCGAUAUUUCGUCGCGCGGUGCCAUCGAUCAGGCAUUCGUGUGGAUCCUGCUCGACGCACUCAAGGCCUGCAUUGCCUCCAAGAAUCUCGACGCAGGGAAGAGGAUCCAUGCCGAUUCCGUGGAAUCGGGAGCGUUCUUCUCUGGCGCGCACGUCCCCAAUGCAAUCCUCGGGAUGUAUUCCAGGUGUGGAUCGCUGCCCGACGCUAGAGCAGUGUUUGAGACGAUCGCAUCGCCGGGCUUGGCCUCGUGGACGGCGCUCAUGUCUGGGUAUGCCAACAACGAUCAAGGCGAGGAGGCUCUCGGCAUCUUUGCUCGAAUGGAGGAACAGGGAUUGGAGGCCGAUGCUAAAGCCUACGUCGCGGCGCUCAUCGCCUGUGGAAGCUUGGCCGCGAAAGAGACUCCACAGAUGGUUGCGGGUGAGAGGAGUUUUAGCGUCAAGCUUGGAUCACUGGAGAGAGGGAUGGAUCUCCACUCUCGAGCGAUGAAAAGCGGCUGUUACUCCGACAAGUUCGUGGCUGGCACGCUCGUGGAUAUGUACUGCAAGUGUGGGAGCUUGCUCGAUGCUCGCAGAGUUUUCGACCAGAUGGUGGCGAGGGACGUGGUUGUGUGGAACAGCUUGAUCCUGGGCUAUGCCGAGAAUGGAGAGGAGGAGCUAGCUCUGGAAGUUUUCUGCCGAAUGGACUGCCCGAGCCCGCGGACUUUCCUGGCGGCCGUGAUCGCGUGUGGGAACCUGGCCGCCAGAGAAGAGAGCAAGGUGGUGGACGGGAAGCUUGUCAAGGUCCGGAGCUUGGAGAAAGGAUUGCUCGUCCACUCUCAGGCCGAGAGAAGCAGCGGUGGAGUGGAUAUCUUUAUUGCUAGCGGCUUGGUCGGGAUGUACUCCAAGUGCGGCAGCAUGAUGAAUGCCGGGCUGGUGUUUGAGAAGAUCGUCCGCAAGGAUCUGGUGCUGUGGAACUCUCUCAUUCUCGGCUACAUCGACAACUGGGAGUUCGACCUCGCUCUUAAGUCCUUUGAGCGGAUGCAAGCGGAGGCCUGCGCACCGAAUUGCCGGACUUUCGUGGCUGCUCUCAUGGCCUAUGGAGGACUCGCUGCUCGAGAAGAUUACGGCAGCGAGCCAAGGAAGCAGGCCUUGAAGGCGGAGCUUCUGCGGAAAGUCGAGGCCAUUCACGCGCAAGCUGCCAGAUCCGGGUGUGAGUUCGACGUCUUCGUGGCGAGCACGUUGGUGGACUCGUAUGCAAAGUGUGGGAGCCUGGAGAAAUCUCGGGAGGUGUUCGAGAGGAUGCCGCUCCAUGAUCUGGUGACUUGGAACUCGCUCAUCAUGGGACACGCCGAUAACGGUGAAGGCGUGCUCGCUCUCGAGUGGUUCCAACGCAUGAGGUCUCAGGGCUGUGUUCCAGACUCUCGGGCCUUCUUGGGAGCGCUGAAAGGUUGCAUCGACAUAGCCACCAACUCGAAAGAAGCCGAAGUGGAAGUUGACGAGAACAAGUUCGUGAAGCCUGGCUGCUUGGACAAAGCAAUGGCAGUUCACUCUCAGGCGAUCGAGUUUGGCUGCGAAUCCGACAUCUUUGUGGCCAGCGCUCUUGCCGACCUCUAUGUGAAAUGCGGGAGCUUGUUGGACGCCCGGGUCGUCUUCGACAGGAUCCCGUCCCACAACGCGGUGCUGUGGACGACUCUUUUGAUGGGAUACGCCGAGAAGGACGAGCCCGAGCUGGCUCUGGAGCUCUACUGGAGGAUGGAACCCGAGAGCCGUGCCGCCAACACGCGGAUCUUCGUUGCUGGCCUCACAGCAUCCAGCGGGCUGGCAGCGAUUGAGAUUGGUCGGAAGAUCCAUGCGGAGGCGUGCCAGAAUGGAGGCGAGAAGGACCAGUUCGUGGCGAACAGCCUGCUCGACAUGUACUGCAAGUGUGGGAGCUUGGCCGCGGCGGAGCACGUCUUUGACUCGAUGAGCUCGAGAAACGUUGUAACUUGGAGCACGGUCAUCGCUGGCUAUAGCCGGGAGGGCGAGACGGAGCUGGUGUUUGAGCUCUUCCAGGCCAUGAUCGAUGGAGGGAUCGGUCUCAACGGGAUCACUUGCCUCUCGGUUCUCUCAGCCUGCGGUCACGCUGGCCUAGUCGAUCGAGGCACCAAGUUCUUCCGCGAAAUGUCCUCGAAGUUUGGAGUGACUCCGAGCUUGGAGCACUACCACUGCCUGAUCGAUCUGCUGGGCCGGGCCAACCGAGUAGAGGAGGCUCUGGAGCUGGCGAGCAGCAUGCCUACGAGAGCAAGCUCUUUGACGUGGAAGACUGUUCUUGGCGGAUGCUGGAAGUGGAAGAACGCCAAGGUUGCCGAGGUUGCGUUUGAGAAGCUCUUGGAAUUCGAUGACAAGCAGGCGAGUGCGUAUAUCUUGAUGGCAAACAUCUAUCGGAGUGUAGGGAUGGAGAAGGAAGAGCUUAGAGUAGUGAGAAUGGGAAAGAACGAGUGUAAUGGUAUUGACUUCUCUUAA
Selaginella moellendorffii is the source of this 2766-nucleotide messenger RNA. RefSeq names its product pentatricopeptide repeat-containing protein At4g39530-like. Gene Ontology annotation, molecular function: protein binding; RNA binding. NCBI's taxonomy places the organism in Eukaryota, Viridiplantae, Streptophyta, Lycopodiopsida, Selaginellales, Selaginellaceae. The transcript has 2 exons. Gene Ontology annotation, biological process: RNA modification. The coding region runs from base 1 to 2766 and encodes 921 amino acids. The record is from RefSeq and is a predicted model, not a curated record.